This is a messenger RNA of Acyrthosiphon pisum (pea aphid), 4794 nucleotides long. Its product is annotated as G-protein coupled receptor moody. The coding region runs from base 786 to 2240 and encodes 484 amino acids. Gene Ontology annotation, molecular function: G protein-coupled receptor activity. Gene Ontology annotation, cellular component: membrane. The transcript has 5 exons. NCBI's taxonomy places the organism in Eukaryota, Metazoa, Arthropoda, Insecta, Hemiptera, Aphididae. Gene Ontology annotation, biological process: G protein-coupled receptor signaling pathway. The record is from RefSeq and is a predicted model, not a curated record.
GUCCUCAAUAAUAAUCUUACUACAGACGUGCUAUAAUUAUCAAUUGGUUGUAUAGUCGAAGAACAAUUUAUCACUGUUAUAUAUAGUGUUGUGUGUCAAUAACUUAAGGUUGAUUAUGAAAUUAAGGUUUAAAUAACUUGCAGAGACGGUCGUUUUAUACGAAUAAGUAAGUAUUAUUUUUAGCAUUACUAAACGUUGAUUAAAUGAAGACAUUAUCAUAGAUGCUCUCGUUUAUAAUAUAUAUAGGUAAUAAAUAAGAUAUAUCGACAUAAAUCACUCUAACUUUUUUGUUUUCUUAUUUUUUUCAGCAGACCAUUCACGUCGUUUUUACUCCACUAACACUCCGUAGUAUGUGUGCUCGGCGGCCGUUAUUGGGGUGCGCAAACUCCACAUUUGCCGGUAGGGGGGUCUUUGCCCUCUGUCACAGAAAACGUCGAGCAAUCCCUACGACCACAUGGUAGUCACGCCGCAGCCGUCGAGGUUCAAACGUCAUUCGCCGAGGCUCUGUCUUAAAAACUUGUACAUCAAUCGCGAUGUUUUACCUUGGUACUGUUCUCAUAUUAAAUUAUUACGAUAAUUGUUUUAAUAUUAUAAUUAAACUUUUCAUGAAAAGUCAUACAUUAUUUUGUAUUCUAUCUGCAACAUUUACUGAAUCUAAAAUAGAAUAAAUUUUCAUAAGUGCAAUACAAUUUAAUAUACCUCUCAUGAGUCCCACGACGUAUUAUCAUGAAAGCUUAUCGUUCGCUAAACGUUAUGUCUUAACGACUUCGAUUUAAAUAACCGCGAUGAUCAGAGACUGGGCUAUGCAUUGGUUUUACACAAAGAAUGGUCUAAUAGACAAAAACCGAAGUGUGCUGGAUGUUUAUCGGCAGGAAAAUGUGUCGGAAGUUGCUAACAUCCACGACUGGCAAAAUGAAUUGGAGACAGAACUGUUUCAAGGGUAUUCGCCUGCCCUACUAACGUUUGCUAGUAUAUGCUGUGUGGUGUAUAUGAUGGUUGGCGUGCCCGGAAAUCUCAUCACCAUCAUCGCCUUGUUUAGAUGCAAAAAGGUGCGUAACGCAACAGCAGUAUUCAUCAUCAACCUCAGCGUGUCAGAUUUGAGUUUUUGUUGCUUCAACUUACCACUGGCUGCCUCUACGUUCUGGUACAGAUCGUGGAUACACGGCCAAUUGCUUUGCCGCCUCUUCCCGUUAGUCAGAUACGGUUUGUUAGCCGUAUCCUUAUUUACCAUACUGGCUAUAACCAUCAAUCGAUACAUCAUGAUUGGUCAUCCAUCGCUUUACCCAAAGUUGUAUAAGAAAUUCUAUUUGGGCGUUAUGGUGACUGUGACUUGGGUAGGUGGUUUUGGGUUACUGAUACCCACAUGGCUUGGAAAAUGGGGCCAAUUCGGUUUAGAUGUGACCGUUGGCUCGUGCUCCAUACUUCCAGACUCUGUUGGUCGGUCGCCAAAGGAAAUCCUGUUCAUGGGUGCAUUUGUGGUGCCUUGCUUGUCUAUUGUGGUGUGUUAUGCUCGGAUUUUCUAUAUCGUCCGAAAAACAGCCCUCAAGUCACGGGCUACGGUGACAACUAACUCACGUCACACGAUGAAUACCAAGCCGUCGGACGCUACACCCUAUUACACUCUCAAGACCCGCUUCAAGGUGCCCGAGAUAUCAACAGACUCGGCCAUCGGAUCCAGUACAGCUACCGGCACGUGCUCCACUACUGAUUCAAAGGAACAAAACUUCCUUUCCCCACAUGAUAUUAUCGCCGACCCUAGUUCAUCCGGACUCGAUGAGAGCUAUUCACCGAUAUCCUUCUCUGAUCGCAGGAGUUCCAGACGACGCGACCGUUCACCAUCGUCCGCCCUCAACGCCACCAUCACUCAAGUCGUAUCAGCGGUGUUUCAGACAAAAGAGGACUCCUCUCCAAGGACACGCAAACAGAGUACAAUUGGCGUUGACAGGAUGUCGUCGAAAGACAAGAAGCUGCUAAAAAUGAUCCUUGUAAUAUUUGCAUCAUUUGUCACAUGCUACUUGCCGAUCACCAUUAGCAAGACAUCACACGAACUGGACGACUUACACGUGCUAAACAUAACCGCAUAUGUCCUAAUAUAUUUGACCACGUGCAUCAAUCCAAUUAUUUACGUGGUCAUGAGCUCCGAGUACCGUCAAGCGUACAAGAACCUGUUGAUGUGCAAAAGUUCGCUGGAACAACAACAGACCCACAGAGGAGUAACUAAAAAACUGUCCGGUCCAUAAGCAUAAGUUUACAGUUAGAUUAAAUUAAGAAUACUUUUAAGAUGUAAAGCGUACAUGGUAAGAUUAUUAAUUUAGAUAUUAAUCCUAAUGACUAAACCGUUUAUAUGUUUAUAACAAUGUAUUACGUUCGUUGGUAUAUUAUUAGUACCCAUCGUGUCGAUCAAUAUUAUCACUGCCUCGAUAAUUUUGUUACUACAAUAAAACAAUUACUAGACAAUUAUAGGACAAUUAUAGGACAUAAACAUACGUUUUGUGGUUUACCUCGAAAGUGUAGCUCCAAAGUUACGCUUCAAUAAAGAUAAAACAAACCAAACGUAUUUUUUCUAACAUUCACAUUUCACCAUAUGCGCGAAACUAUAAAGUGAAUACAAUAAAAUACAUUAAAAGAGUAACGCAAUCGUACACAAACGAACGCAUUAUUUCACAAGAAACUGACCCUUAGAAAGUUACACAUUUUGUAAAAUAUAUCCGAAACCCGUGUACAAGUAUAAACUUAGAUGAUAUUCAUUCAGCGUUAAUCGGUCAAUAUCUCUAAAUGUUUUAAUGUUAAGAUAAUCGUAUAAUUUAUAUUUACACUAUUUUUUAUUAGUCAUGAUUAUUCAAUCAUCCUUCAUCCCUCUUAUAUGUGUACCUAAGCGUGUACCAUCAUCUUGUGGAUUUAAAAUGAUAACUCAUCGUCUUUAUACUAUACUUAUAAUAAUGUACAGCCGUACAAAUAAUUUAUAGAACGAAUAUAACGAUGUCAUAUUAUAAUAUUCCUUUUUGAAACUAAAUAAUUUGAGCUAUUGACUGAUUUACAUUACAAUUAUCGCUCUAUGUGUAAUAUAAUCUAAUAUGUGUCUAUGAAAACCGUCUAAACUAGUCAAAAUUCAAACUUCUUAUACUACGAUUAAUCAAAACUUUAUAAAUACAUAAUUCGAUAAACGUUCGUUACAUGUAAUUACCAUAAAUUAAGUUCCAUUAUUAGACGAAUUACUUAGAUCGGUGUUUCAGUAGUUUUAUUGUAAAUUAAGUCGUAAAUAUAUUUUGACAUAAAUAAAUUAUCUCGAUCCAUAUGUAUAAUCAAAUCUAACUUGUAGAAGUGCUUUUCGCUACUUGAUAGUUUAUGGGAAUCGAUUUAUAGUUUUAAGAUAUAUUGUACCUAGAACGACAAACCGUCAGAAUUAGACCAUUUCGAAAUUUAUUAAUAUUUUAUGGAAUUGUAACUUGUUAAGGAGAAGUCCGCAUUAUUGAAGCAUUAAAUAAGCGUCGAAAAUUGUCCUGUGAGCAGUGGUGGCAUAGGUUAGGUUUGUAGGUAUGCCGAUUGUCGUCAUUCGAUAGCACCGAUCAUCCUUUAUGACGUACAUAAUUAAUGAUAUACCUAUUUGAUGUAUCCACAACUUGUCGACGAGCGUUAAAUUAAUUAAAAUCUAAUUUCGAAACUAAAACUCGGUCGAUCGACCCUUUUCUUUCUGUACAGUACAACGCGUACAUUACCGUCUACACGAUCAGAUAAUGCAUGUAUAUGGCGAUAAUAUGGCAAACAUAUUAACAAAAUGACUAACAAAAAAACGCUGAUCAGACGGUCGUCGACUCCAACGCGUGUGCGACAAACGUAAUAAUGUAAUUGAUGUUCUGUGUUGUAUUAUCGUCUCGUACGCGUUUUUUCACGUCUAAAUUUCUAUAGUAAGUACUUACUUCUUCUGCUGUUAGACUUGUAUACUGUUCGUAUAACGGUGACAUAUCGUCUUGCCACGGACAAUACGCCGCGCACCGUAGCAUUAUAUACUAAUAUUGAUGAGGACAAUAAUUAUUACAUUACCAUUUGUUUUUUCUAUAUCACUGCCCCGGACCACUACUGAACCCCUCGAAUAGAGAUACGAUCGUCGAGUGACACACUCGUCGCCACCUGCCUACCUAUCUAUGCUACCGCCCAUCAUGUGUAAUGUUAUUAUAUUAUUGUGCGAAAAGCCGAUCGGCGAUCGCGAGUUUGAAAUAUCCGUUCCGCCUGUGUGCGUUAAUCCGACUCGAGUUCACGGGUGGUAUUUUUUCCCCCCGGAGCUUUUUGUGGGCUCCGGAUCGAACCGACCGAUUGAGCAAAUAUAGCUGUGUUAUAUCGUAUCGAAAUAAUAAUAUUAUCAUAACACAACGAUAAUACUCGCACAUAUAGGCGUGUCGUUGCAGAGAUUUGCACGUAGAUUAAACGGUUCCAGUACGGUGUAUAAUAUUAUUAUAUAUGUUAUGUAAUUUAGUGUAGGCGCUUUUCUCGUUUUGUAUUGUUCGGUUUUUUUUUAUGUUUAAAUGCACGAGUAUUAUUUUUCCGCUUGCACGCAACGUUAUAUAGCAUGAUCCCCGUGAUUUAUAUAAUAUAUACCCACUGCUGCAGUGUGUGCAAAGAAACAAAACGCUACGCGUGUUUAUUAUUAUUACCGACAUUAUUACCCUAUGGGUUGUACCUUAUAAUAAUGUCAUACUUAGGAUAACAUUUUAUCGUCGAGGUGCUUGAUAUGUACAUAUAUUAUGUAUAGGUAUAUAAACUAUAGAUUGGUGGGUGUGCACUGUGCGUUAUGCCUAU